Messenger RNA from Galendromus occidentalis (western predatory mite), 1102 nucleotides. Its product is annotated as nuclear receptor coactivator 7. The record is from RefSeq and is a predicted model, not a curated record. The transcript has a single exon. Bases 136 to 732 code for a protein of 198 amino acids. NCBI's taxonomy places the organism in Eukaryota, Metazoa, Arthropoda, Arachnida, Mesostigmata, Phytoseiidae.
GAGUCGUCGUCGCUUUGGAUGCUCUUCUCAUCGGAGUCCGGUGUGGUCGUGUGGUUGUUCUCCACUGAUAAGUGAGUGGAUCGUCUGCCCGAUCAGGUGCCUCAUCUGACGCAGCCGUCAAACGCCGGCCGCACCAUGGGGAACAGACCUCCCGAGCCAAGGAGCGUUGACAUAGGCACCGAACCCGAUUCCGAACCAGAGCUGAUCGGACCCGAGAUGUUGGACAAAUCGAAGAUACUCACCCGCGGCAACAUUAUCGAUCUGUACAAUUCGAUGCCGGCGAGACUUCAGUGCGCGCCUUGGAAGCUCACGUACUCGACUCAUGUCAAUGGUUACAGCCUUCUCACAAUGUAUCGAUUGAUGGAAAGCGUAGAGGGACCAGUACUGGUUGUUGUGAAAGAUUUCCAAGGCACAGUGUUCGGAGUGCUGACUACAGAUCCGCUCCUCAUCAAACCGAGAUGGUUUGGUCACUUGGACAGCUUUCUGUAUACAUUCAAAUCAAAGUUUCGCACCUACGGGCCAACGUUCGCCAACUAUAACUGUAUUGCGUGCACGCCGACCUGCGUGAGAUUCGGAGGGUCCCGAAGCGGAUUAAGUGGUUUAUAUCUCGGAGACGAUUUCUGUGAUGGGAGCUCUCACGUCUGUGACACGUACAACAACGGCAUACUAUCGAAAAGCGAAUAUUUUCUCAUCAGAUCUGUCGAAAUGUGGACGUUCUUUGAUAAGUUCUAGAUUAUUCGAACGUGGUAUCACGACGCGGAAAGUCAGAAAUAUCCGGAGAAAGCCGAUUCCGCGACGGCCGUCUCUCAUCGGCGAGGGAAGUAGAGUUAGGAAUGUGCAGAAGUGCCAAGCAAACUCAGGAUAGUGCAAAAGGAUGAUUGACUUCGGAAACCGUGACAUCGAAUGUAAAUAAUUUGUACAUAGUAGUCAUUUUUCGGGUCGGCGCAUGUUUUCUACAGCUGCGCUCGAAGAAAGUCGAGUCGAUGAACGAAAUAAGUGAUAAGAGGAAGGAGAGGAUGGAAACGAUCUGUACGCGGUCUUCGCGCUUAAUAAAAAAGAUGCCAUAUCUUCCAGAAUGUUAUCGACUGGUAACAUCGAAAAA